GACACUACCCAAAAUUUAAGUUCAAAGCUUGUUACCCAAAAGUGAGGAGAUGCACUUUAGUCCAUUUUGGGUAGGAUUCUACCCAAAAUUAGGUAACGGCUGGUAAGCGUGUAUAUGGUCUCUUCAGUAUUACCUGCAAAAAUUAGUCCCAGUGGCCAGUAGUUCAGUUGAAAUAAAUAUAUGAAUUAUAAUUUGAAUCACCACACCUAUGACGGAGUUAUCCACCCGGCUGUUAAUGCCGGGAUCCUGCCGGUGCUGUUUGUUAGAAGAAGGCGAAAUGUUUUGCAUCCUUGAUACGAUGGAUGAGUUCGAAAUAUCAGAAGAAAUUGGAAGUACUCUGGAGCAAACAGGGAAAUAAAAUGUUUCUGUAUUAUCUUCUUUCUUUUAUCUGUUACCAAACAGAAGUAAGCAGCAAGUUUUGUUUUGCUCCGGAGGAACUGGGAGCAUGAAACGUAUAAUGGAAAAUGAUAGUUUUUCAAGGAGCAUCUGUAACGCUUGUUUCAAUGAUCUAUCUACAGCAGUGCGCUUUCGACAGCGCUGCUUGAAAACCGAAGACAUUCUGCUAAAUACACAAAUAGAUAUUGGAAAGUCAGAAAUGAAAGAAUUGACCGAUGAAAGUCGAAAAUCACCACAAAAAAUAACUUUGGAAGAGAACGAACACAAAAAUAGCGAAACUGGUUCAUCAUCACAACAAAAAAGUACAACAAUCGAUAUCGGUCACGAUAAAUUAGCAGAUCGACCGGCGGUCAAGCUCCGAAGACCUCGCACCGGUGGACCACACAAAUGUGACAUAUGUGGUAAGGUGUUUACCAGAGCCAGUUAUCUUGACAAACAUUAUCGGAUACAUACCGGCGAACGACCCUACAAGUGCAGUAUUUGUCCUAGAGCGUUUGCUACCAGCGCUAACUUUAGAAAUCACGAGCGUCUUCAUACCAACAAUAGACCACAUAAAUGUGAUCUGUGUGACAAACGAUUCAUCAGCAACAGCCAUCUAAAGGAACAUAAACGUGCUCACACCGGUGAACGACCCUAUCCGUGCGAUAUCUGCGGGAAAGAAUACUCUUCAAACAGUCAUCUUAUGUAUCAUCGAGCUAUCCACACCGGUGACCGGAUAUUUGAGUGCGACUUUUGUGAUAAAAAAUUUGUUUUGCGGAGUAAACUCAACACGCAUAUGGUGACGCAUACGAAUGAGAAACGGUUUCAGUGUGAUGUUUGCGGGAAAAAAUUCAAACACAAAGAUUACUUAAAAAGUCACGUGCGUAUCCAUGCCGGCCCGCAAAAGUGUGACAUAUGCGGGGAAGAGUUUCUUAAAUUUACCCCGUUUGAGCUGCAUCGAAAAUUGCACAAAGAGGAAGCACCGCAGAAAACAUAGAACCAGAGCUUUGCUUAUCGAUUAUGUAAUUUGAAUUCAGUUAUUUGAAGGGUAUAUUAAAUGUUUAUUUUUAUGUUUUUACUGCAACCAGUACGCGAAUUUCAUCAUUUUAAUAGCCUACUUUGUACAGCUACACAUUC
This is a messenger RNA of Topomyia yanbarensis, 1512 nucleotides long. Its product is annotated as zinc finger protein 708-like. Gene Ontology annotation, cellular component: nucleus; transcription regulator complex; PcG protein complex. Gene Ontology annotation, biological process: regulation of transcription by RNA polymerase II. Gene Ontology annotation, molecular function: DNA-binding transcription factor activity, RNA polymerase II-specific; RNA polymerase II cis-regulatory region sequence-specific DNA binding; zinc ion binding. The transcript is spliced from 3 exons. Bases 446 to 1372 code for a protein of 308 amino acids. The record is from RefSeq and is a predicted model, not a curated record. NCBI's taxonomy places the organism in Eukaryota, Metazoa, Arthropoda, Insecta, Diptera, Culicidae.